UGUGUAAUAGCCCCGCCCCGCCCUGCAGUGACGUGAAGGUCAGCUGCUGAAAGGUCAGACACAUUGUAUCCAAGAUGGCGGCCUCCUUGUGUCAGUGCUACCAGCUCUGUGUUGCACGGAGUGUCCGUGUCCUAUCUGCACGAUCCUACCUGUCCUCCUUCAACAGAGCCCACGUGUACAGGAUAUGCAGGCCCCCCACAGCACUGCCACAGGUGCAGUACUCUUCGCGCGGCGGGGGGCGGAAGGGCUUCCUGUCCGAGUUCGUGGACAGCCUCAAGCAGGAGCUCAACAAGAACAAGGAGAUGAAGGAGAACAUCAAGAAGUUCAGGGAGGAGGCCCAGAGACUGGAGGAUUCGGAUGCACUGAAGCAAGCCCGGCGGAAAUACAAAACGAUUGAAUCAGAAACUGUGAAAACGUCAGAGGUGCUGAAGAAGAAAUUGGGAGAGCUGUCGGAAACUGUGAAGGAGGGUCUGGAGGAGGUGGGUCGCUCGGACCUCGGGAAGAAGAUCAAAGAGGGGGUGGAGGAGGCGGCCAAAACAGCCAAACACUCAGCCGAGUCUGUGAGCAAGAGCGGAGAGAAACUGGGCAAGACCGGAGCCUUCCGAGCCAUCUCUCAGGGAGUGGAGACUGUGAAGAAGGAGAUUGACGUCCUGGGACAGACAGGCUCGUACCGCCCCCCUUCCCGGCUGAGGAAGAGGACCGACUUUUCGGGGAAGUCCGGAGAUGCAGAGGACAAGGUCUUCGAACCCAAUGAAGAAGCCAUGGGGGUCGUACUGCACAAGGACUCCAAGUGGUACCAGCAGUGGAAGGACUUCAAAGACAACAAUGUGGUUUUCAAUAGGUUCUUCGAGAUGAAGAUGAAGUACGAUGAGAGUGACAACGCUUUCAUCCGCGCCUCCCGGGCAGUCACGGACAAAGUCACAGACAUGAUCGGCGGGUUAUUUUCCAAAACGGAAAUGUCCGAGGUUCUGACGGAGAUCCUCAAAGUGGAUCCCACGUUCGAUAAAGACGCGUUCCUGAAGCAGUGCGAGCAGGACAUUAUUCCCAAUAUCCUGGAGGCUAUGAUCCGAGGAGAGCUGGAUGUUCUGAAGGACUGGUGUUACGAAGCUACUUUCAGCCAGCUGGCUCACCCGAUCCAGCAAGCCCGGGCCAUGGGACUGAUGUUCCACUCCAAGGUCCUGGACAUUGACAACAUUGACCUGGCCCUGGGGAAGAUGAUGGAGCAGGGCCCGGUGCUGAUCAUCACGUUUCAGGCUCAGCUGGUCAUGGUGAUCCGCGGACCCAAGGGAGAGGUGGUGGAGGGAGACCCGGAGAAGGUGUUGCGGAUGAUGUACGUGUGGGCGCUGUGCCGCGAUCAGGACGAGCUGAACCCCUCCGCAGCCUGGAGACUGCUGGACAUCUCCGCCUCCAGUCAGGAGCAGGUCCUCUGAGCAGGGGCCCCUCGCACCCAGGGCCAGUGGGGCUGACGGCUCCUCUACUCCCCGCGGCGGCCCCACAAACACUGCCCCCGACUGCCACUCAGUUCCACUACCUUGGAUACCUUCAGUGCCCGCGACUCGCCCUCGGGACACAGUAGUGGUCUGUCUGACCACGGGAUUGCAAAGUCAUUGAGGGGCACUGGAGCAGUUUACAUCCAGAUGGAGGCUCGCUGGCCACUGGCCUUGCCAUUGUAUCAUAGUGCCCAACACGGCUACCACGCACGUCAAAUCAAAUAGGACUUUUUUUUGGGGGGGGGGGGGUUGAUGGUGCCAUAAUUUAAGGAGGUUUUAAAUAAGGUUGGAUUUUGAAACUCAAACACACACAGAGAGUUUGCCAGUUUCCAGGAUGAUGAGAGUCGGACAGAAUCCAGCAUCUGGAGGCUUGGGUUACAUGCGAGAUGAAUUUUGUCGACUGCGCACACUUUGGCACAAUCGUUGGGUUCUGUUGGGUGUGGUGGAACUCUUGUGUAUUUUUGUCAACACUGUGCCUGGUGCAAACUGACAACCGUUUGCCUCUCUUCCCUGGGGAGAGAUUUUCCAGCAGAACGUUGCCCCUGUAUGUUGGUAGCCUGCCCCUUGUGUUGAAUACGGGUAUUGCAGCACCAGUUCUGUUACAUGGGAGCGCGCAGUCUCUGUGUAUUGUUUGUAUUAAAUAAACGUCCGUGCUGGUGUUUUUAACCAGUGUAAACUCAUUUGACCAAAAAACAUGUGGAGUCUUGUCUCUGUAGCUUGGGCCCAGAAAAGUAGCCCUGUUUUGUUUUUACAGGGAUGGAAAUAAGACUCCCAUUGCAUAGCAGUUUGAUCCAUUCUUGGUUUUACUGUAUACAUGGUGGAUAACCAAGCUUGUAGUAAAACCUGGAAUGAGUGAAACUGCCAUGCCAUAGGAGUCUUAUUGCCAGCCCUGUUUUUAUACUGUAACAUCUCUAAAAAACAAAACAACUUCAGAAUUAAUAUGUAAAGCGUAGUUCUGAAUGACAGGGUGAUGAGACGUAAAACCGAGGUCCUAUUGCAAGUGACUCUGCAGCAGCAGUUGUGAUGCACAGUUCACCCCCAAGUCUCUGUAAGUCGCUUUGGAUAAAAGCGUAUGCUAAAUGACUAAGUAAUAAUAAUAUAAGUUUUACUGUAUCAUCAAAUACCAAAAGCCAUUCCUGUGUUUUGCAGAAACUUAAAAAAAAACAAAACUGUGGGGGUCGGUUGGUUCCAAGCUGGUUAUGUUUAAAUAUGUGGUUUUCUGGUCUUUUAAUGACAGCCCUGCCUCUGGUUUUAACCGCUAGGCCACUUUACCUCCCAGUCCUCCUCUCUAACCGUCAUUGACUCCGCCAGUCACAGGGCCACUUGCCUCUGACCCUUGUCCGAGUGGCUAGUUCUAGUUCCAGGCCAGCCUCCCUGCAGGAUCCCUAUUCAGCGGAUGACAGGGCGUCUGUCCCACAGAUUGAUGGCAGGCAGCGCUGGCCUUGAAGCUGGGGGUGGGAUGUAAUAAAUGGGUGUAACACACACGCAUUGAUUCAUAUUCUUCUUAACUAGCCAGGUUAUUUCACGGCUGUCCCGCGUGAUAAAUCCCCCCCAGCUUCUAUCUGCUGACGCUGCAGCGCUCGGGCAGCAGCCCCAUUGCUCACACCGAUCCUACGGACAACAAACAAAGGGCUGGCGUUUGAGGGGGGGGCGGGGGGGGAGCGCACACACACUCGCUCACACACAUAAUGAUUCACUGACGUGCAUUCUGACGAAGAUACAUGUACAGACACGCUCUGACAAACUAAAACAAACGCUGGGUGGGUUAUAAAUUCAAUAGGCUGCUUUGCAAAGCUGCUGUGCAAGGUGGGGGGAGGAGCAUUCUUACUCUGUGAAAAUGCUGUGUUCUCUUGUGUUUUUGUUUUACAGGUCUAAAAUUGGAAGGUAAAUGCUGUCUAGUGUUCAGCCGUAGCCGCCUGGCCUCCUUUUUAUUAUUCGCUCUUUUCUUGGGACGUGCAGAUUUCUUUCAGACGUUAUUGAUUUCAUUGUUUCAAACCACUGCGUCCUGGAGCCUUAUCAAACCCACAGCCUUGGUCUCCCCAGGCCAUGCAUUUCCCUCUGUCCUUCGAUCCACUGCAGUUUUUGUACAGACGUCUUAUCAGAUUUUAACCUUUUUUUUUACUGUGGUCUAUCCAUCCAUCAGUCUUCCAAUCGAUCAUGUAUUGGUGUGGUCCCUGCCACCCAUCUGUCCACCUUUCUGCCCUAUUAAUGUAUCUGUCCUCCAGACACUAGCGCUGGAUAUCCAUUAUCUUGUCUGGCUUUGUUUCUGAGUGCUGUUGCUCAGAUUUCUUUUAUUUAUUUUUUGCAUGUAAACUUUUCGACCUGGUAAAUAUUAAACACAUGCGUUCAAAAUAACUUCCCUGGUUGGUGGAGGGUGACCAAAUCUAUAGAAUGUGUAUUCAGCAUGGUACAUCUUUAAAAGAAUUUUAUUUUUAGCUCAGGUUUCUAAGUACUCAUAAUUGCGUAAGAGAGCUCAGGUUGCAUGAAGACACGCUGUGAACAUGCUAUGUUCGAUAAACUAGUGCAGUUCAUCCUUGAUGCAAGUUACUUUGUGAAAGCUAAGAGGCUUUUUAUAAAAGGUUAGGUAGGAGCAGGACAAAACAAACCAGCUGGACAGAGAAGGCGCCCUGUCUGCUCCAUUAUGCACAGAGACAGGCUUUUAAUAUCUCUCUUCUCCAGAAAAGCCUUUUCCAAGGUUCACGGAGAGGGCUGUAUUCAGACCGCUAGUGUGCAAAUAAAAUGCAAUAGAAUUAGAAUUAAUGCAGUUUCAAGAUCUAGCUGAAUAAAGAGAUCUAUCAUGCUUCAGUUGGUUUUUCUCUUCGGCGAGGGUCGACGCGCACUCCUAUUUAUCAGAUUCAUGUAAUUGUAACUCAAUCCCAAUAUUAAAAUGUAUCUUGUUAAAAAAAAAUAAGUUCAAUUGUAUCAGACUGUCUCUUUGUAUCCUAUGCAAGUGUAAAAUUUCUGACCAAUCGCAGGGCUCUGUGGAGUGCCACACUACACUGUUGCUUUUGAUUUCAGUAGUGUAUGAAUUUGAAUUGGUCAAAGCUUAAAAAAAAAAAAUACUCCAGCAACCAUGGAAGCUACAAAGCAAAAAAAAAAAAAGAUGCACUCAAAUAUCAGAGAAAAAGAACAAAAGAUGCUUAAUGUUCCGUAAAACAAUGCAGUGCAAAUUAACGAGGAUUUGUUCUUAAGAGCAGCAGACUGUGCAAGCCUGUCCUUUGCAGUUCUGAAUGUUAAUGUACCCCUUCACAACACUUAAUGAAUUGUCUGUUCAGUAUAGGAUCAUAUCCUCGCUCCCACUUUGCCAUCCUGUUACCUUUUUAAAUGUUGCGUUUCUCUAUAUCGAUGACCAGUUGCUUUCAGCCACAUGUAGACUGUUCAGUAAUGGUCUCACUGGGAGGUUUAAAGUACAUUUUGAGAGUAGCAGCCUCAAAAUAUCGAACCCUUUGUUCUGUCUGAAUUGUGUGAUUGGCCCUACGUGCACGUUAUUGUCAAUAAAUCAUUAUGUGUUUGUUCUA
Molecule: messenger RNA, 5008 nt
Organism: Acipenser ruthenus (sterlet)
Lineage: Eukaryota; Metazoa; Chordata; Actinopteri; Acipenseriformes; Acipenseridae
Product: mitochondrial import inner membrane translocase subunit TIM44-like
Exons: 13
Coding region: 75-1430 (451 amino acids)
Biological process (GO): protein import into mitochondrial matrix
Cellular component (GO): mitochondrial inner membrane
Molecular function (GO): protein-folding chaperone binding
Source: RefSeq, a predicted model, not a curated record